Messenger RNA from Phoenix dactylifera (date palm), 2489 nucleotides. Its product is annotated as F-box/kelch-repeat protein At1g74510-like. The record is from RefSeq and is a predicted model, not a curated record. NCBI's taxonomy places the organism in Eukaryota, Viridiplantae, Streptophyta, Magnoliopsida, Arecales, Arecaceae. Gene Ontology annotation, molecular function: protein binding. Gene Ontology annotation, cellular component: nucleus.
GACGCAAAGCUCUGGAUUUCGAGCGCGAGUUUGAGAGAGAGAGAGAGAGAGAGAGAGAGGAGUAUCGAAGGGACGAAGCUUGGAAGACAAGGAGAGGAAGAAGACGGAGGGGGGCAUUUUAGGAAGACGAAGGAGAAGAGAGAGGGAAUUUUAAUUCCCAAACAGGGAGGGCUUCCGCCUCCGCCUCCGGCUCCUCUCCCAUACUCCUCUUCUUCUCCUCCGCUCCCAAACCCAAUCCGUAGUUUUGGGGCUUAAUCUCAAUCUGGGGUGCUGAAAAUUUGAUUUAUUUUUUUUAAGUGUUACGGGAUCCAAUCUCGGGGAAAUGGACUGUUUCGCUGACUAAUUUUCUGCGUAUUUUUGGCGGAAAUCGCGAGAUCUUCUUGUGGUAAUCUUCGUGCCUCGAGGUCCUUUGAUUCGUCUCCUUUGGCAAAUUUCUGAGCUGGUUUCUUUUUUCGAUGUUUUGAUCAUUAUUUUUUUUUGGCUUUUUUGGUAUGAAGCCUUCGUGAGAUCGAUCUGAUUCGAUUGAAAGGUAGCAUUUUUGGCCUUCCGGAUCAGUGAUUCGUCGAUUCUGGGUGGUGGACGCGUCAAAAUACUCGGACAGAUUCGAUUUUUAUGCCUUUUGUUUGCUUUUCUGAUCCAUGAAUUCCAUCAGUAUAGGAGGGUUUUAGAUCUCCUCUCACUAAUAAGUUUGAAAGGAAUCAUUUUUUUAGUCUGGUUGGCGUGUAUUUUUUUUCCUUUGUAGUCCCAUUAGAGGCUCAAACCAUCAGUGUACCGUGUUUCCUUCUCGGAUGGUGGAUUGAUACUUUAGGAGGGAGGAAGGGAAGUUUCGGGGGCUAUCGAUCAGCAAUUUUAAGCCCUCGGUUUGGUUUGGGAGCUGGCGACAUGUUGGACGGCCAGUCCUUCUUGAUCUCGAGAGCAGUGCCGGGCUCCUGUGAGCAAGAAUCCAAGUGGAUUUACAUGACUCAGCACCUCCUUGAGUCCUCAAGCAACAAGCGCCCACCGAGCCAGGAAUCGGAAGAACAAGAGCAAGGUGAUAGGGGCAAGAGGAAGAAGUCACCAGAGUGUCCUGAUACCCCUGAUAUCACAGACACGGAACAUGCCCUCGAUCUGUCUGAUCGCCAGGGCAGCGAUGGAGACUAUGAUGAUGCAAAUUCCUUCAUCAACCCACUCGGAAGGGAUAUCACAAUUAGCUGCCUUCUUCGAUGCUCUCGCUCUGAUUAUGGUGUCAUCGCAUCCCUGAACCAGAGCUUCCGCUCCCUGAUUCGGAGCGGUGUGCUUUAUAAGCUACGACGGCAGAUGGGGAUCACCGAGCACUGGGUCUAUUUCUCCUGCAAUGUCCUUGAAUGGGAGGCAUAUGAUCCCUACCGUGGGCGCUGGAUUGCCAUUCCAAAGAUGCCUCCUAAUGAAUGUUUCAUGUGCUCGGAUAAGGAGUCCCUUGCCGUGGGCACCGAGCUCCUUGUUUUUGGAAAGGAGGUAACUUCCCACAUUGUACUGAGAUAUAGCAUGCUGACUAACUCCUGGUCCCCUGGAAUAGUAAUGAAUUCACCUAGAUGCCUGUUUGGAUCUGCUAGCCUUGGAGAGAAGGCUAUUAUAGCUGGUGGCACCGAUGCUCAGGGUACUAUACUUAGCUCAGCAGAGCUUUACAAUUCUGAGACACAGACUUGGGAGACUCUGCCUGCUAUGAAUCGAGCAAGAAAGUUAUGUUCGGGGGUCUUCAUGGAUGGAAAGUUUUAUGUAAUUGGUGGAAUGGCUAGCAAUACAGAGGUGUUGACUUGCGGGGAAGAGUAUGAUCUGAAUAGACGUUCUUGGACGGUGAUUCCAAAUAUGUCUGCUGGGCUAAAUGGUGCUAGUGGUGCACCCCCACUUGUAGCUGUGGUGAACAAUGAGCUUUAUGCAGCCGAUUAUGCUGAGAAGGAAGUAAGAAAGUAUGACAAGGAGAACAAUGCAUGGAUCACUCUAGGUAAAUUGCCUGAGAGAUCUGUUUCAAUGAACGGUUGGGGGCUUGCCUUCAGGGCAUGUGGCGAGCGGCUAAUUGUGAUUGGCGGACCAAGGGGAUCCAUGGGAGGGACAAUUGAGCUCAAUUCAUGGAUCCCAAAUGAGGGGCCACCAGAGUGGAAUAUCAUUGCCAGCAAGCAGUCGGGGAGUUUUGUCUAUAACUGCGCUGUGAUGGGCUGCUGAUCUGUCUGAUUUAUGACAACUAUACCGUACUUCUCGACAUGAAGGAUUCAAAAGAUUGGCUUUAUUCGAGGGCAUAAAUCACUGAUUGUGCCUAAUGGGUAAUUUCUAUCUUUUUUGGAAUUCCAACUGGACUGAAGAUUCAUUAGAGAUCUCCUGUCUAUGUAACUCUUGAAUUUUAUGCCUUUUUUUUUUCUACAGUCUCAUUUAUUAUGCAUUUGGAAGCCCGCUUGUGACUUCAAAGUUAUGGGACAUGCAUGAGAAUGGUAGAUUAAUAAUUUGACGAGGCUACAUUUUUUUUAGAUUUUCCUGAA